AUGUCAUUACAACUACUCUCAGUCAACAAAGCCUGGCUAACGACCCUUGGAGCGGCGGGCGCUCUAGCAUUGAUAUUGUUUCCAAAAUUCCGAAGGAUUUUGUACACAAUACCAAGGGACAUCAGGUCAGCUUUUACUCGAACAAAUUGAUCUCUAAAAAUUUCUCAUUCACACAACUCAUUUAUGACUUCAUUUCAGGGCAAUCCUCACGUUAUUUCAUGUGAAAUACGUCGUGAAAAAGGCUCAGCGACUCAACAAGCCGAUGCAUUGGUAUUUCCUCAACGUCGUCAAACGGAACCCACAAAAAAUUGCGGUAGAAGAGGUGGAGACUGGAAGAAAAUUUACGUUGAAAGAGCUGAACGAUUUGGCUAACAAAUAUGCAAACAUGUUCAAGGCAAGUUCUAGUCUAAACUUUAAAAAUUUUGUAUUUCAGUCAAAAGGCUUCAAAAAGGAUGACACUGUCGGUCUAUUUCUCGAAAAUUCCGCUGAUUUCGUCGCCCUUUGGAUCGGGUUAUCCAAGAUUGGAGUGCGCACGGCGUGGCUGAACACCCAUAUCAAGUUGGAGCCGCUGCAAUAUUCAAUCGCCGCUGCGAAUUGCAACUCAUUGAUUACUAGCAAUCACUUGCUUACGACUGGUAGAAAUUUUUACAAUGAAUUUAUAAGUUUGUCGGGUAAAUAAUGUGGAUCCAUCGGGUCUUGAAAUCGCCCAUUAUCGAUUUGCGAUGGCUGGCCGCGGCCAUAGGUUUGUUCGCUUGGCGACUGCGACAAAGGGGGACCUUUUGCUGCGAUAAAUCCACAUUAUUUUCCCGCUGGUUGCUUCGCGCAAAGCCACUAGUGAGAAGACAAGUCAAGACUUUUUUCCCCGCUUAGCAUAUGAUAGACCUGAUCCAGUGGCAAAGACAUACCAUUUUGCAUCCGAGAAGUAUCAAAAAAGAAGCAAAAUGUCUCCCUCUCCAACUACAAAAACUCCGUUUUGCGCCCUUUCCCUCACACAGAGCGGGAGCGCUUUUGAGAUCGGAGUUUUUUCACUUGGAGAGGGGAGGUAUUUUUCCACAUUUUUUGAUACUUCCAGGAUGCAAAAUGGCACGUUUUUGACAAUGGAUCAGGUUCGCAAUCGUACUAGUUUUCAACGCCCCUCUUGGACUUCCAUUACCCUUCCUUUUUAGUCAUCGACGAAGCCGUUUCCGCCGGCUGUAUUCCGUACGGCUUCCCAACCUACACCAUUGACGCCAAUGACGAUGACUUUGCCCAAGAUAUCAGCCCACUUCUCACCGAUCCCUCCGAGCCUCCAGAAGAUCCGGAGGUCAAUUUUUCUUCCAUUUUGUGCUACAUCUACACAAGUGGCACCACGGGCAAUCCGAAACCGGCGGUGAUCAAGCAUCAUCGCUACUUUUGGAUGUCCAUGUUGUCGGGGUUGGUGUGCGACAUCCGCGAGGACGACAUAGUCUACUUGUUUUUGCCGAUGUACCACUCCGCCGGCGGGAUUCUGGGAGCCGGACAGUUGUUGGCACGGGGUAGGGGAUUUUAGCUUUUUUAAAAAAUAUUAAAUACUAUCAGUUUGUCGGGAAAAUAAUGAGCACUCUGUUCGCGACAAAAUCAAAAUGUUUUCUUCUCAUAUGCUCUUACAACUUUAUAUCCAAUCGAUGUUAACAAUUCUUUCUAGGCAGCAAACUAGUGAUCCGAAAGAAGUUUUCCGCCCGAAACUUCUGGCCCGAGAUCCGCAAAUACAACUGCACUGCCAGCCAGUACAUUGGAGAAGUGGCCAGAUACAUUGUGGCCCAACCACCGCAACCCGACGACGCCCAGCAUCCGCUACGAUUGCUUUAUGGAAACGGGCUUCGAAUUGAGAUUUGGAGGGAGCUUGUAGAGCGGUUCAAGGUCCCGAAGAUCAGCGAAUUUUACGGCAGUACCGAGGGCAACGCGAACAUUGUCAAUUUGGACUCGACUAUUGGUGCGUGCGGCUUGUUGCCGCUCUCGAGGUUCAUUCAGGACCGAGCAACUGUCGCUGUGUUGAAGAGUAAGUCGUCUUCAAACUGUAACAAAUUUUGUUUCAGUUGACAAAGACACGGGCGAAUUCCUGAGAGACAAAAAUGGACUUUGUAUUUGUUGUGACCCCGGCGAACAAGGCCACCUGGUUGGAAUUAUCAGGGACGAUGACGCUGUAAACAAGUUUGAGGGAUAUCUGAACAAAGCCGAAACCGACAAGAAGAUUAUCAGAGACGUCUUCAAAAAGGGAGAUGUGGCGUUCGCAAGUGGUGAUCUCUUCCUCUGGGAUGAGUAUGGAUACCUCUUUUUCAAGGUGAGUAUUUGUCCUUAUCAGUCAGUCGGGAAAAUAAAGAGCACACUGUGGCAUCGAAAAUUGCGACGCCGCGGACAAAAUGAAUUGUGUCGGGAAAAUAAUGUGGAUUCGGCUUGGUAUUGCGCACCAUCGCUUUCCAGGGCUCGCGGCGGCUGGGGAUAGAAUAAUUAGGACGGGCGGGGCAUCUUGCAACGACAAAUCCCCAUUAUUUUUCCGACAGACUAAUGCUGGAACACGUCCUUAUAAGAACUUGCUUAUCUGGACGUAUAAUAAUAGCAUAAUAUAAACUCCGCGAGCAACGGUAAAUAAAAAAUUUAUGCUGUAAAUUUGCAGGAUCGCCUCGGCGACACCUAUCGCUGGCGUGGAGAGAACGUGAGUACCAUGGAAGUGGAAGGCGUCCUUCAACCGGUAAAAUCAAUUCAAGACGUUGCUGUGUACGGAGUCGAGGUUAAGGGUCGGGAAGGCCGAGCCGGCAUGAUCAGCGCUUCUCUUGCCGAAGGGGCUGAAGUGAAUGUGAGUUUGGUGUCGUCAAAAAAGAUUUUGUUUUUUCAGGACCUAGUCAAAGAAGUGAGUGAAAGAGUGACCUCCCGACUUCCUGGCUACGCAAUUCCUGUGUUCCUGCGAAUCGGCAAAGAGUUCGAAAGAACGGGGACCUUCAAACUCAAGAAGAACAAGUUGAAGGAGCAAGGCUUCAAUCCGGAGGCUUGCAAUGGCGACGAGCUAUAUUACUACGACUCUAGCAGCAAGACAUACAAGCAUUUGGACAGUCAAAUGUACGAGGAUAUUCAAUCCGGGAGAUAUACAAAGAUCUAA
Bursaphelenchus xylophilus (pine wood nematode) is the source of this 3112-nucleotide messenger RNA. The record is from the annotation of a GenBank genome assembly. NCBI's taxonomy places the organism in Eukaryota, Metazoa, Nematoda, Chromadorea, Rhabditida, Aphelenchoididae.